AUGAUGCUUCUUCGUCUGGUCAAGCGAACCGCGCGCCGGCUGCUCAAGCCCACGUCGCUCGGCACCGGCAUCGGCGUGAUUCUAGGCUGUGUGCUGUGCCUGUAUCUAAUGCUGGCCUAUCGACUAGCGGAUGACCCACGCCUUGUCCCUGAUACAUUCCGACAUGCGCGACGUCCGAUUCUCAUCACCGCGCACCCGGAUGAUGAAACCCUAUUCUUUAGCCCUAGUAUUCUGUAUCAUGGCCAUGAGCCGGAUGUUGUACGAUCCUUGCUGGUGAUCUCCUCCGGAAACUUUAAUGGCAUUGGCGAAAAGCGCCAGACAGAGAUCCACAAUAGCUGUGCUGCCCUGGGCAUCGCCAAAGAUCACUGUGUCGUCUUGGACAAUCCUGAACUACAGGAUAAUCCCAAGAAAUGGUGGGAUGAAAAGUUGAUUGAGAAGAUCAUCUCUCCAUAUCUAGAGAAAUGGAAUGUGGAUCUGAUCAUGACUUUUGACCAGGGAGGUAUCUCUGGUCACAUCAACCAUCGUGCCGUCAGUGCUGGUGUCAGGGACUACGUCGCAACACAUCCCCAGGCGCCCCCAGCCUACGCCCUAGAAAGCACCUGGCUCUUGCGUAAAUACUCCUCACUCCUGGAUUUGAUCCCCACGGCGAUUCCAUUCCUGUGGAAGCUUGCUACCGCCCCUCUGGUGCCUGCCACCACCUCCAAGAUUGCAGAGCGAUCGUUGAGUCUGGGUGGUGGCAAGGAGAGAGUGCUCAUAGUGAGCUCGUGGAAGACGUAUUGCGAAUCACGAAACGCGUUUGGCCAACAUGAGAGUCAAUAUUCUUGGGAUCGAGUGUUGUACUUGGUCAUCAGUCGGUAUAUGUGGUUUAAUACCCUCGAGCGGAUAUAG
This is a messenger RNA of Penicillium diatomitis, 888 nucleotides long. Its product is annotated as PIG-L family deacetylase. Gene Ontology annotation, molecular function: N-acetylglucosaminylphosphatidylinositol deacetylase activity. The coding region runs from base 1 to 888 and encodes 295 amino acids. The record is from RefSeq and is a predicted model, not a curated record. Gene Ontology annotation, cellular component: endoplasmic reticulum. The transcript is spliced from 4 exons. Gene Ontology annotation, biological process: GPI anchor biosynthetic process. NCBI's taxonomy places the organism in Eukaryota, Fungi, Ascomycota, Eurotiomycetes, Eurotiales, Aspergillaceae.